This is a messenger RNA of Chaetura pelagica (chimney swift), 1329 nucleotides long. It is a transcript of the gene TACR3, whose product is annotated as tachykinin receptor 3. The transcript is spliced from 5 exons. NCBI's taxonomy places the organism in Eukaryota, Metazoa, Chordata, Aves, Apodiformes, Apodidae. Bases 1 to 1329 code for a protein of 442 amino acids. Gene Ontology annotation, biological process: G protein-coupled receptor signaling pathway; positive regulation of flagellated sperm motility. Gene Ontology annotation, molecular function: tachykinin receptor activity. Gene Ontology annotation, cellular component: plasma membrane; sperm midpiece. The record is from RefSeq and is a predicted model, not a curated record.
AUGACUUCUGUUCCCACAGCUGACUGGAACGUGAGCAUGAGCAGCAGGUGGAACAUGAGCCUUGCUGCAGCGGGUGAACCCUGGGGACAGGUGCUGGAAGCAGCAGCUGGAAACACUACUGCCCCUGUAGCAUCCUCAGCAGCCAACUUCUCCAAUCAGUUUGUGCAGCCCUCUUGGCGCAUUGCCCUCUGGUCUCUGGCUUAUGGUGGUGUGGUGGCAGUGGCCGUUUUUGGAAAUCUCAUAGUCAUAUGGAUUAUCCUGGCUCACAAGCGCAUGAGGACAGUGACCAAUUACUUCCUGGUGAACCUGGCCUUCUCUGAUGCCUCCAUGGCUGCUUUCAAUACACUCAUCAACUUCAUCUACGCACUGCACAGUGAGUGGUACUUUGGAGAGGCUUACUGCCGCUUCCACAACUUCUUCCCAAUUACAGCUGUCUUCGCCAGCAUCUACUCCAUGACAGCAAUAUCUGUGGACAGAUACAUGGCCAUUAUUGAUCCUUUGAAACCUAGGCUCUCUGCAGCUGCUACCAAGGUGGUUAUUGGGAGCAUAUGGAUUCUGGCUUUCCUUUUGGCCUUUCCCCAGUGCCUAUACUCCAUAACCAAGGUGAUGCCUGGAAGAACUCUUUGCUAUGUAGCAUGGCCAGGUGGUCCAAAACAGCAUUUUACGUAUCAUAUCAUUGUGAUUGUUCUGGUCUACUGCUUUCCACUGCUUGUCAUGGGCAUCACUUAUUCCAUAGUGGGAAUUACGCUCUGGGGAGGAGAAAUACCAGGCGACACAUCCAACAAGUAUCAUGAGCAGCUCAAAGCUAAGAGAAAGGUGGUAAAAAUGAUGAUUGUAGUUGUGCUGACAUUUGCCAUCUGCUGGCUGCCCUACCACAUUUAUUUCAUACUUACUGCGAUCUAUCAACAAUUAAAUCGGUGGAAAUACAUUCAGCAAAUCUAUCUGGCCAGCUUUUGGCUUGCCAUGAGCUCUACAAUGUACAACCCCAUUAUCUACUGCUGUCUUAAUAAGAGGUUCCGAGCUGGCUUCAAGCAAGCUUUCCGCUGGUGCCCCUUUGUUGAGGUGUCCAGCUAUGAUGAGCUAGAGCUCAAGGCAGCCAGGUUUCACCCCACGCAGCAGAGCAGCCUAUACGCUAUGUCCAGAAUGGAGUCCAGCAUGACAGUGGUGCUUGACACUAAUGAUGGAGACAACACCCACGCCAGCCAUAAGAAAAGAGCAGCGCAGAGGGACACAAAUUUCAAUGGCUGCUCACAGAGGAAUUCUAAGACUGUCUCCACAGCCUCAAGUCUCAUCAGUUCACUGCACACACCAGUAGAUGAUUAUUCCUAA